CGCCUGGGGGCUCACGGUCGUAGUGUGAGGUUGUGGUGGCCAGUAAGUGAGUUUGUUUUCGAGCCGGUGUUCUGCAAGGCCGGAUCAUCAUGGCUACCUUCCUCGUGCUCAGGAACCAAGCGAAGAUGCCCAUCGUGGGCCUGGGCACCUGGAAGUCCCCUGCAGGCAAAGUGGCUGAGGCAGUGAAGGCUGCAAUCAAUAUUGGAUACCGCCAUAUCGACUGUGCCCACGUCUACCAGAAUGAGAAUGAAGUGGGUGAGGCCAUCCAAGACAAGAUCAAGGAGAAUGUUGUGAAACGGGAAGACCUCUUCAUUGUCAGCAAGCUGUGGUGCACGUACCAUGAGAAAAAGUUGGUUAAGUCAGCCUGCCAAAAAACUCUGAAUGACUUGAAGCUGGAUUACCUGGAUCUCUACCUUAUUCAUUGGCCUACAGGAUUUAAGUCUGGGGACGAUCUUUUCCCGUUGGAUGACAAGGGCAAUAUGAUUCCCAGUAACACGAGCUUUUUGGAUACGUGGACGGCCAUGGAAGAGUUGGUGGAUGCAGGCAUGGCGAAAGCCAUUGGAAUCUCCAACUUCAACCAUGACCAGAUUGAGAGCCUCUUGACCAUGCCGGGGCUGAAGUACAAGCCGGCAGUUAACCAGAUCGAGUGCCAUCCAUAUCUCACCCAGGAGAAGUUGAUUGCAUAUUGCCAGUCCAAGGGCAUUGUAGUGACAGCCUACAGUCCCCUUGGUUCUCCAGAUCGGCCAUGGGCCAAGCCAGAGGACCCUUCUCUCUUGAAUGACCCCAGGAUCCAGGCCAUUGCAGCAAAGCACCAGAAAACCACAGCACAGGUUCUGAUCAGGUUCCACAUCCAGAGAAAAGUGGUUGUGAUCCCCAAGUCAAUCACCCCAUCACGGAUUGCUGAGAACUUUCAGGUGUUUGAUUUCCAGUUGUCUGACGAGGAGAUGUCAACUAUACUCAGCUUCAACCAAGACUUCAGAGUCUGUGCCCUGGUCAAUGCUGCUUCUCACAAAGAUUACCCCUUCCAUGUGCCAUUUUGAAGUUCUGGCCAGCUGCUGCCCAGUGUCCACACGAUGGUCUCCUGAUGCUUCCAGCUGCGCUGCCUUGUCUUGACAAGAGUAUGUUGUUCUUCUUCAUUGUAUCAGUCAACCCUGGCCUCUGCUCCCAAGAGCUGGGUCAACCACAGAAUACCGCCAUCCUCCAGCCCAGCUAGGAGGAGUACAGAACGACUACUCCCUCCCCAGAUGGGCCCUGCAAAUAAGUUUUCUUUCUUUUAGUAACAAGUAGAUUUCAUCUGUUUGAAGUUAUAAACCCUAACUUCUUGCUUUAAAUUAAAAAAAAUCUUUCACGUUA
Phascolarctos cinereus (koala) is the source of this 1353-nucleotide messenger RNA. It is a transcript of the gene AKR1B1, whose product is annotated as aldo-keto reductase family 1 member B. The record is from RefSeq and is a predicted model, not a curated record. Gene Ontology annotation, molecular function: oxidoreductase activity. Lineage: Eukaryota; Metazoa; Chordata; Mammalia; Diprotodontia; Phascolarctidae.